CGGCAUGAACAGCACACACAAUGGCAUCGAAGCAACGCAACAACAAAUUAAGUGAAGGAACUAAAACGCUGCAGUGAAGUGGCCCCUCUACGCCUCCACGGAAAACUCAGCUGGUGGUCGAAUCGAAACGAACCGUAAACUAACUAUACAUGAUAGGGGCAAAAAACUAAAAGCAAACAUAGUUACAAAAACAAAAUGAAACAAAUAUUAUUUUAUGGCGCAGCAAAUGCCGCUAUGGCUGUGGCAGCGCUAGCACACAGUGCCGUAGCGAGCCUUAGCUAUAAUUCAAGCGCAAUACAGAAUAAAGGCCUGCAACAUACAACAAUAGGGGAAACACCAAAGCUUUCGCUCUCCUCCAGCUCUACAAAUUACGCUUUGCCGCUAUGGGAGUUGGCAACGCUCACGACAGCAGCUGCCGUAGCCACGACAGUCACAAGCGCCAGCAAGGACAACACCUUAACUCGCAGUAAGUUAGAGGAUGAAGGCGAUGGCGGCAGUGGUGAAGUUGUGGGUUUUAUAGAUAAUUUGAUGCACACCAUGAGCACAACAGCGAACUUUGCCGACUACGACAACAGUACAGCGUUGGACGUGGAUUACGCGGCCACGGAAACACCAUUCGUACCCUACGUGCUGCGACCAGAAACUUACAUCGUACCGGUACUUUUCGCGCUAAUCUUCAUAGUGGGCGUACUGGGCAAUGGCACACUGAUUGUUGUCUUCUUAGGCGUGCGACAGAUGCGAAAUGUCCCGAAUACUUAUAUUCUCUCCCUGGCGAUUGCUGACAUUCUACUCAUUGUCACCACGGUGCCACUGACCUCUACAGUCUAUACGGUGGACUCAUGGCCUUGGGGCAGCUUCCUGUGUACGCUGUCUGAAUUUAUUAAAGACGUAUCGAUUGGCGUUUCUGUUUUCACACUUACUGCGCUGUCUGGCGAUCGGUACUUUGCUAUAGUGGACCCACUAAGGAAAUUUCAUGCACACGGUGGCGGCAAACGUGCCACACGUAUGACCAUCGCCAUUGCUGUGUUCAUUUGGUUCUUGGCCAUUAUCUGUGCUAUACCUGCGCUCUUAGGCACCAAUGUUAAGAAACUCGAAAUCAAUAGCAGCAAAUCGUUCUCGGUGUGCUACCCCUUCCCCGAGGAGUGGGGCGUGCAGUAUGCAAAAAUUAUGGUGAUGAUGCGCUUCUUGGUCUACUAUGCUAUCCCCUUAAGCAUAAUCGCUGCUUUUUAUGUGCUAAUCGCGCGGCAUUUGGUGUACGCAGCAAGUGUGCCCGGCGAGAUGCAGGGAGCGGUGCGACAGGUGCGCGCACGUCGAAAGGUGGCUGUGACGGUGCUUGCAUUCGUGCUUAUAUUCGGGAUUUGCUUUUUGCCCUACCACUUCUUCAUGAUUUGGUUCUACUAUUGGCCAACCGCCCAGGAUGACUACAACUCCUUUUGGCACGUCUUGCGCAUCGUCGGCUUUUGCUUAUCCUUUGCCAAUAGCUGCGCUAAUCCGGUGGCUUUGUAUUUUGUGAGUGGCGCCUUCCGCAAGCAUUUCAAUAGAUACUUGUUUUGUCAAGGGUCCGGCGUACGGCACAAAAAACGACACCCACACAACGAUACCCUCUGCAUGCAUCGUGAUGCAUCGCUCACUAGUACCGCAUCAAAGCGCUAUUAUUCUUCAACUCGACGUUCAACGUGCCACCAUCAUAGUACCACACGAAGCCGUUUACAAGAGACCACCAUUACCAUGAUGGCGAAUGGCAGUCACAAUGGCGGCCCGCCCACCGACAUCUCGGACGUCGCAUUAGCCAGUGAGUUCUGCGAGCAUUCGCAUCACUACCAACAACAUCCGGUGCAGCCUACACAUCAACAACAAUAUCGCCAAAUCUCACUUAUGUGAGAAAGCCAAACAAGGGGGCGCAGCCACCAAUCUGAGGCAGAUACAGUUGUAGCAACAUCGAAAGCAAAAACAACAGCCACUUGUCCAAAUAUAAAUGAUGGGCUUGCAACAACUACAACUGAUGCAGUGCUGACAAGGUCAGAGAUGCCUGCAAGUUGUAUCGAGAUGAGCGAUUUAACUGUAUUGAAAGAAGAGUUGCCCGAAAGGGCGAACAAUUUGAAAGCACUACACGAGCAGGAGCAACAACAAAAGUUGCAGCAAAAAAAUAAGAAUAAACAACGUGGCAUACAUUUUCAUCUGUCGGUUUCACGCAAAUUUAAAAGUUCUGCCGCAACUUGAAUGCAACGAAUUAAGCCAAAAGAAAAAUUUUAAUGUGGAAAAUA
This is a messenger RNA of Anastrepha obliqua, 2264 nucleotides long. RefSeq names its product neuropeptide CCHamide-1 receptor. The record is from RefSeq and is a predicted model, not a curated record. The coding region runs from base 196 to 1881 and encodes 561 amino acids. Gene Ontology annotation, biological process: G protein-coupled receptor signaling pathway. The transcript is spliced from 8 exons. Gene Ontology annotation, molecular function: G protein-coupled peptide receptor activity. Lineage: Eukaryota; Metazoa; Arthropoda; Insecta; Diptera; Tephritidae. Gene Ontology annotation, cellular component: membrane.